AUGGAAAGUGGACCAGCAUCAAUGAGCUCAUCAUCAUCAUAUCUAUAUCAAGAGCAACAGCAACAACAACCUCAACAAACUGAAUCAAUACCACAAACACCAAAUUAUAUAUUAAAAUAUACAUUAAAGGGUCAUUUAAAAUCAAUAUCAUCAGUUAAAUUCUCGCCCGAUGGUAAAUGGUUAGCAAGUGCAUCUGCAGAUAAAACUAUAAAAAUUUGGGGAGCAUAUGAUGGUAAAUUUGAAAGAACUUUAGAAGGUCAUAAAGAAGGUAUAUCAGAUAUAGCAUGGUCACAAGAUUCAAAAUUAAUUUGUUCAGCUUCUGAUGAUAAAACUAUUAAAAUUUGGGAUGUAGAAUCAGGAAAAAUGGUAAAAACCUUAAAAGGUCAUAAAGAAUAUGUAUUUGGAGUUUCAUUUAAUCCACAAUCAAAUUUAAUAGUAAGUGGAUCAUUUGAUGAAAAUGUAAGAAUAUGGGAUGUAAAUACAGGUGAAUGUACAAAAAUGAUUUCAGCUCAUUCAGACCCAGUAACUGGUGUUCAUUUUAAUAGAGAUGGUACUUUAGUAGUAUCUGGUAGUUAUGAUGGAACUGUGAGAAUAUGGGAUACAACAACAGGUCAAUUAUUAAAUACGAUUUCAACAGAGGAUGGUAAAGAAGUAUCAUUUGUAAAGUUUUCACCUAAUGGUAAAUUUGUAUUAGCAGGUACAUUAGAUAAUACUUUAAGAUUAUGGUCAUAUAAUAAUAAUAAGAAAUGUUUAAAGACAUAUACUGGUCACAAGAAUGAAAAGUAUUGUAUAUUCUCAACAUUUUCAGUAACAUGUGGUAAAUGGAUAGUUACAGGUUCAGAAGAUAAUUUAAUUUAUAUUUAUAAUUUACAAACAAGAGAAAUCGUUCAAACAUUAGCUGGUCAUGAAGAUGUAGUUUUAACUGUUGCAUGUCAUCCAACUGAAAAUAUUAUUGCUUCUGGUGCCUUAGAAAAGGAUAGAUCUGUUAAAAUUUGGAAACAUAUGUAA
Molecule: messenger RNA, 1008 nt
Organism: Dictyostelium discoideum AX4
Lineage: Eukaryota; Evosea; Eumycetozoa; Dictyosteliales; Dictyosteliaceae
Gene: wdr5
Product: WD40 repeat-containing protein
Exons: 4
Coding region: 1-1008 (335 amino acids)
Cellular component (GO): histone methyltransferase complex; nucleus
Source: RefSeq, a predicted model, not a curated record